CAAAUAUAGUCAGUCUAGUUGGGUGAAGAUCACUACAUGUAAACUCAUAUCAGAAAAUCAAUGCCUGAUGUGGUUUGUUGAAUAAAUAUUAAACACAGUGGACAAUCAGAUUCCACAAUGGUGUUCACUGGUUUUAAAAGUGUUGUAUGGUCACUGCUGACUGUCAUCUCUUUAAGCCUCUGUAUAAUAUCCACCACUGCCGCUGAAUCAAGAUCAGCAGUCAGUUUAGUUUUGGACUGUGAGCUUGAUAAUGACAUGUACAUCUGCACCGGUGCUCAGUACCGCAUGUACUGCAACUCAAGAAUGCAUCAUUUCUCCUACCAGAGAUACCAAAACCAGAACCAAUACCAGUGCAUGAGUAAUAACUGUAUCUGUGUUGGUAAUAAGGACACCUGUACAUGCUACAAAAAUACUUCAUCCUGCUUCUGUGAGAAUUUUCGCAAUAACAUCACUAUCCCUACAGUAGUUAGUCCAGUCUAUGACUGUGGGCUUUAUAACGACACGUACAUCUGCACUGGUGCUCAGUACAACAUGUACUGCAACACAAGUGUGCAUGACUUCCAUUACAGUAAAAACCAUUACCAUUGUUUAAAUAAUAACUGUAGCUGCAUUGGUAAUAAGGACAACUGUACCUGCUCUAGUAACACUUCCUCCUGCUUCUGUGAGACUAACAGCAAAAGCAUCCCUGCAGCAGUGAGUCCAGUCUAUGACUGUGGGCUUUAUAAAGACACGUACAUCUGCACUGGUGCUCAGCACCGCAUGUACUGCAACACAAGAUUGCAUAGUUUCUAUUACCAGAGAUAUAGAAACCCAAACCAACACCUGUACCAAUGCUGGAGUAAUAACUGUAACUGUGUUGGUUAUAAGGACACCUGUACAUGCUCUAGUAGCACUUUGUCCUCCUGCUUCUGUGAAACUUAUGGUAAUAACAUCACUGUCCCAACAGCAGCUAGUCCAGUCACAGACCCUGACUGUGUGCUACAAAACAACAUGUACAUCUGCACUGGUGCUCAGUACCGCAUGUACUGCAACACACAAAUGCAUGAUUUUUCCUACCAAAAUUAUCAGUUCCAGCACCAGUACCAAUGUGUGAACAAUAACUGUGACUGUGUUGGUAAUAAGGACACCUGCACAUGCUCUAGUAGCACUUUGUCCUCCUGCUUCUGUGAGACUUACGGCAAUACCAUUGCUCUCACGACAGCAGUUACUCCAGUCUAUGGCUGUGUGCUUUAUAACGACACAUCCUACAUCUGCACUGGUGCUCAGUACCACAUGUACUGCAACACAAGUGUGCAUGACUUCCAUUACGAUACAUACCAUGACCACUGUUUUAAUAAUAACUGUAACUGCAUUGGUAAUAAGGACACCUGUACGUGCUACUAUAAUAUGUCAUCCUCCUGCUUCUGUGCUAAUUACAACAAUAGCAUCUCUAUCCCUGCAGCAGUGAGUCCAGUCUAUGACUGUGGGAUUUAUAACGACACAUACAUCUGCACUGGUGCUCAGCACCGCAUGUACUGCAACACAAGAAUGCAUUAUUUCUACUACCUGAAAUAUCAGUACCAAGACCAAUACGCAUGUGUGAGUAAUGACUGCAUCUGUGUUGGCCAUAAGGACACCUGUACAUGCUCUAGUAGCACUUUGUCAUCCUGCUUCUGUGAGACUUACGGUAAUAUCGUUGCUCUCAAUAGAGCAGUUGCUCCAGCUUAUGGCUGUGUGCUUUAUAACAACACGUACAUCUGCACUGGUGCUCAGUACCACAUGUACUGCAACACAAGAAUGCAUAAUUUCUACUACCUGAAAUAUCAGUACCAAGACUAUUACCUGUGCAUGAGUGAUGACUGCACCUGUGUUGGUCAUAAGGACACCUGUACAUGCUCUAGUAGCACUUUGUCCUCCUGCUUCUGUGAGACGUACAACAAUAGCAUCACUAUCCCUACAGCAGUUAGUCCAUUGAGACUCUCUCAAUGUGUGUUUUUUAAUGACAAGUACAUCUGCACUGGUGCUCAGUACCGCAUGCACUGCAAGACAAGUGUGCAUGAUUUUUACUACCUUUAUCAAAAUCAAAACCAAUACCAGUACCAAUGCUGGAAUAAUAACUGUAACUGUGUUGGUAAUAAGGACACCUGUACAUGCUCUAGUAGCACUUUGUCCUCCUGCUUCUGUGAGACUUACGGCAAUACCAUUGCUCUCAUUACAUCAGUUAGUCCAGUCUAUGGCUGUGUGCUUUAUAACAACACAUCCUACAUCUGCACUGGUGCUCAGUACCACAUGUACUGCAACACAAGUGUGCAUGACUUCCAUUACGAUACAUACCAUUACCAUUGUUUAAAUAAUAACUGUAACUGCAUUGGUUAUAAGGACACCUGUACAUGCUCUCGCAGCACUUUGUCCUCCUGCUUCUGUGAGACUUACGGUAAUAUCGUUGCUCUCAAUAGAGCAGUUGCUCCAGCUUAUGGCUGUGUGCUUUAUAAUGACACGUACAUCUGCACUGGUGCUCAGUACCGCAUGUACUGCAAUACAAGAAUGCAUGAUUUCUACUACUGGAAGUAUCAGUACCAAAACCAAUUCCAGUAUGAAUGCUGGAGUAAUAACUGUGCCUGUGUUGGUCAUAAGGACACCUGUACAUGCUCUAGUAGCACUUUGUCUUCCUGCUUCUGUGAGACCUACAACAAUAGCAUCACUAUCCCUACAGCAGUUAGUCCAUUGAGAGUUUCUCAAUGUGUGCUUUUUAAUGAUACAUAUAUUUGUACUGGUGCUCAGUACCGCAUACACUGCAACACAAGCACGCACGAUUUCUACUACUGGAGAUAUAGAUACCAAGACCAAUACCUGUGCAUGAGUAAUGACUGCUUCUGUGUUGGUAAUAAGGACACCUGUACAUGCCACUAUAGCACUCUGUCCUCCUGCUUCUGUGAGACUUAUGGCAAUACCAUUGCUCUCACGACAGCAGUUACUCCAGUCUAUGACUGUGGGCUUUAUAACGACACAUCCUACAUCUGCACUGGUGCUCUGUACAACAUGUACUGCAACACAAGUGUGCAUGACUUCCAUUACAAUAAAAACCAUUACCAUUGUUUAAAUAAUAACUGUGACUGCAUUGGUAAUAAGGACACCUGUACGUGCUACUAUAAUAUGUCAUCCUCCUGCUUUUGUACAAAUUACAAUAGCAUCACUAUCCCUGCAGCAGUGAGUCCAGUCUAUGACUGUGGGCUUUAUAACGACACAUACAUCUGCACUGGUGCUCAGUACCGCAUGUACUGCAACACAAGAAUGCAUUAUUUUAACUACCAGAGAUAUAGUUACCCAAACCAAUACCAGUACGAAUGCUGGAAUUAUAACUGUGACUGUGUUGGUAAUAAGGACACCUGUACAUGCUCUAGUAGCACUCUGUCCUCCUGCUUCUGUGAAACUUACAGCAAUAUCACUGCUCUCAAUAGAAAAGUUGCUCCAGCUUAUGGCUGUGUGCUUUAUAAUGACACGUACAUCUGCACUGGUGCUCAAUAUCACAUGUACUGCAAUACAAGAAUGCAUGAUUUCUACUACUGGAGAUAUCAGUACCAAAACCAAGACCAAGACCAAUACCUGUGCAUUAGUACUGGCUGUAUCUGUGUUGGUGAUAAGGACACCUGUACAUGUUACAGUAGCACUUUGUCUUCCUGUUUCUGUGAGACGUACAACAAUAGCAUCACUAUCCCUACUUCAGUUAGUUCAUUGAGGCUCUCUAAAUGUGUGUUUUUUAAUAACAUGUACAUCUGCACUGGUGCUCAGUACCGCAUGCACUGCAACACAAGUGUGCAUUAUUUUAACUACCGGAGAUAUCAGAACCAAAACCAGUAUGGAUACCAAUGCUGGAGUGAUAACUGUGCCUGCAUUGGCAAUAAUGACACCUGUACAUGCUAUAGUAGUACCGCCUCCUCCUGCUUCUGCGAGUAUAAUAUCUCCAGCCCAACCACACUCAGUCCAACUACUACAGGUCUGGAUAACAUGCUGGAUCAGUGCAGGAGUCAGAACUCUGGAGGAUGUUUUCAAAACCUUCUUGACCAGAUAGAGAACAUUACAAAUCAAGAGCUUCCUUUGGAUACUGUGACCGAAUUUCUGACUAUGGCCAUCAACACUUCAGAGAAGAUUUUAGAGUCAUCCUCAUCAGUCAGCCCAGCUGAACUAGCCUCCUACGGAAACCGCGUGUUAAAAACUAGCGAGAAACUCAUAUCUACGUUGGUGAAGCCAACAGACACGAGUGCCAAUGUCAGUUUUACUCUUCCCACUGUAGAGGGACAAGUCUUCAUGGUUGGACCACACGUCACCUUAGAUAAAAUCCCUCGACUUGACACGACGAGUUCUUCUGUGGACAUCGAUCUCAUUGGGAUUGCCAAGAACAACAACGAAGGAUCAGCUGCUGUGGCUUUCUUGAGUUAUAACACAAUGGAGAAUCUACUGAAGCCCGACUUCUUCAACACAUCAAAUGAUACGGUUAAAACCAUGAUGUCCACCGUGAUCUCAGUUACUCUUCCCAAAACCACCAACACUAAACUAACCAAACCAGUCAACUUCACCCUCAAACACAUCAGAGACUCCAACCCCAGCGGUUCUCUGUCCUGUGUGUACUGGAACACCAGCGAGUGGAUUGUAGAUGGUUGUUCUGUUUUAGAGACCAACAGCAACUACACUGUGUGUUCCUGUGUUCAUCUGUCGACAUUCACUCUUGUGCAAACCAGCAGUUCAUCACAGAGCAAUCCACCGUUGGACCUGUUGACCUGGGUGUCUGUGAUCUUGGGGCUGCUGUUCUUGAGUGUGGGCCUGUUGAUCUUUGCCCUUUGUCAGUGGACUCGCAUGUCUGAUUGGAUAUGUGGUCACUCUCGUUGUGUCCGGCUGGUUCCUGAAGGCUAUGUCAGGGAACUGUCUGGCAGCAGUACAAGAAGUGCUUCAGAUGUCUUCGCUGUGGACUCAAAGCCAACAACAUCGAAAGUGUCCCAAGAAAAACGCUGCGACAUCACGUUAUCCCUAGAACACGUGAACCAAAAUACCAACAAGAGUGCAUAAAGGAUGAGGGUCAAACAUUUUGAAUGAAUGAUUCUUAAAAAAGAGCACUAUUAAUGAUAGAUAAAUAAUCAAGAAUGAAUGUGUAGUAUGAAUGCAAUCUGAAUGUUCUACACCCACCACCAUUUUAACAUUAUCAUGUGAGAUAUUUAAUAUCCCAUAUGGAUAGUAAAAUGUCUGUUGGAUGUGAACUUCAAAAUCUUAGCAGAAGCUGUAGGUUAUCCGGGUACUUUUGUUUUUUUGUCUAAUGUUAUAUGAAUACUGUGAAUUCAGACAUGUUACUCAUUGCCCAUACUUCUUUUCACCUGCUAUAUUGUAGGGAGAUGUGUGUAUUCAAGCUACUUUUGGGCUCAAAAAAGACACCACAGGCUUUUAAGGUAAUCCAUAAAGACAAAAUAUUAUUAUUGACAGUAUCCAAAAAUACUGUGAGGAGUCAAAAUUCCAUAGAAAAUGAAUACGGGUCAAUUUGACCCCUCUUUAUGAAGAAUUUCUUUUAAGAAUUCAUGGAAUAUCAAAUAUAUUUUUUAAUUGAUAGAAUAUAAUUAACAAAUCACUGCAUGCCAGGUUGAUUUGACCCCCUUUAUGCAUUCUAGGGUUCAGAAAUACUUUUGUUUUUGUAUGUUUAAUUUCAUAAGGCCAAUUCACCCUGCACUGACAGACGUGACCAAUGCAGACAGUCAUCAGAUUUCAGUAUGUCACUGUUUAGAUGUUCCACGACCCAACAUAUGCUGAUUCAGCAGAUUCAGUUGGUGAAAGCAAGAGCUGACCAUGCCAACAGGAAUUUCACACUGAUCCGACAAAUCUCAACAAAGUGUCUGUUGCCAUCUGGUGGUUCAGUGUGAAUUGGCCUACAAAUACUACUGAUGUAAAUGAAAUAACUCAUUUAAGCACUCAAGAUUUUAUUUUUAUUUUUUUUUGGUGGAGGGCAAAAGUAUGUUUACAGACUAAGUCUAAUUACUAGUUUUUCUACUCUAGUUUUUGUUUACUUAAUAUAAAAGCUGAAUAUGGAAUAAAUGCGUGCAAAAUACAAAAACUAAAAAGUACUUCAUGUCUACAUGGUAAAUGGAAACAUUAAGUGACUUUACAUUGUAUAGUAUCAUAAAAGCAAAUUUUUAAAUGAGGCAUGUAUAAGCUCAAAUAAUGAAACUGUUAAACUAUAUUUGGAUUUAACUGUAACUGUUUUAAAUGUUUAACAAUUAGAGUUUAACAAUUUUAUCAAGCUCAGAAAGCCAUUCAUUAGAUGAUCAUUUUUCUGUAAAAACAUGUUAUACGAGUGUCUUAUUUUAAAGCUGUUAAUACUAUUGAUGUAAAGCUCAAACUAUUUUAUUGAGUCUUUUUUAAGCAUAUUUUACAGAUUCCUCUCAAUAAUCAAACUUAAAUAUUUUCAAGUAAAUGUUGGCAAAUAAAAAGUAAAAGCCUAAAAACUAUUUCAUGUGUGCGCAGUGAAGGGAAAUAAACUAUUUUACACUGUAUAGAAUUAUAGUUGUUUAGUAGUAAAGUUACGAAUUUGUUAAUCUUGCAGAAUUACAUUUUUGUUUGUCAAGCUCAAAGUUAUUUCUUCUGUAAGGAUUCAUUCAUAACAGUAUGUUACUUUAAAUAUUCAUAUGCAUUAUGCAAAAUAUGUAAUUUUUGUUACAAAAUAUCUUAAUAAACAAAACAAACAA
This is a messenger RNA of Megalobrama amblycephala (Wuchang bream), 6701 nucleotides long. RefSeq lists its product as uncharacterized. The transcript has 12 exons. Gene Ontology annotation, biological process: adenylate cyclase-activating G protein-coupled receptor signaling pathway. Gene Ontology annotation, molecular function: G protein-coupled receptor activity. The record is from RefSeq and is a predicted model, not a curated record. The coding region runs from base 118 to 5040 and encodes 1640 amino acids. NCBI's taxonomy places the organism in Eukaryota, Metazoa, Chordata, Actinopteri, Cypriniformes, Xenocyprididae.